Eimeria necatrix is the source of this 4701-nucleotide messenger RNA. RefSeq lists its product as hypothetical. Bases 1 to 4701 code for a protein of 1566 amino acids. Lineage: Eukaryota; Apicomplexa; Conoidasida; Eucoccidiorida; Eimeriidae. The transcript has 11 exons. The record is from RefSeq and is a predicted model, not a curated record.
AUGGACGAUAUACUGGGGUUGUUGCACUUCAGGGACUUCUCUGCACUCAAAAAACAGCAAGGCCAAGAGCAGGUAGCCCCACCUGAGGAGCUAGUAAGCUGCUGUCUACCAGUGCUGUUGCAGCUGCACGACUCCUACGGCACACCUCCCAGCAGCCUCGAUGCGCUCAUUGCUAGGUUUCCCAUUGAAGAGGUUGAGGCGUGCAGGUAUCUAGGUCGUAUCGUAGCUGCAACUGCGGACUGUAGGGCUUCGCUGUCUGCAUCGACAGCAGCAGCAGUAGCAACGAUAGCAGCAAAGGCUGCACCUUCAACUUGUGAUGCUGAACCUAUUAAGCAUUUAGCUAAUAAGAAGCUCCCGUAUAUUUCUAAUGUGGGACAACAGGGGGACAGUGAUCUUGCGGGAAGUCCUUUGGUGUCUGCCAGAGGAGUUCCCGAUAAGAUGGAGCCUCUCUUGAGCUCUCUUUGGGUUUGUGAAGGCUCUUUAGAGCCUUCCAAUUCAGCUUUAACUGAGCAGUCUUUGGAAACUGCACUAAGGAGGUUCUUCAUGGAUGUUUCGGCAUUCGCUGCUGCUAUUGCUGAUCCUGCAGUGGAGCAGGCUAUCCUAGCAACUGGUAUGAAUGUCUGGGGCCCUCUUUUGCCAGUUCUUCUGCCUUUGCUGUAUUUAUCGUCGCCAUUGGAGAGCUGCAGCUCAUUGUGCGCGACAGCGACUGCCGGAGGGGUAACGAAUGGCUUCCAGCAACAAGGGCUGCAUCAAGAAGGGAAGGGGACUAACAUGAGCCAGUCUUCUGUCAAGGUCUCCGGUGUCCACACAGACAAAAGCACUCUGAGGUCAUCAGCCGAAGAACCACCGUGUGCAGCGGCAGAACAGCGGGCAAGCGCACAGAUAGCUGCAAACACUGCCGCUAGAAUAACGCGCAGAUCAGCUUUACUUCUCUGCAAUGCAGCUGUCUCUUGGCUUUGGAGCCAAAGCUCCGGAAGCGCGCAUGGAGAAUCAUCUGAAAGCCCUACAGGGGAGGUCUUCAGCCGACUGUUUCACAAUCCUCCCCAUAUUGGUCCUGGAUUUUGGGCCGCUAAGCCCUUCCUGUCCAUCAUCCUGAACAGCCCCACACAUGAGGAUGCGCUUUUGGUUGGGAGUUCUUGCAUUCAAAUUUUGCUGGAGCGUCUGCGGUCAUCUUCAUUCCCACUGUGCUCUUAUGCGGCAUUAGUUCUGCAAUAUAUCAGCAGCUGCUCGCCGUGUUUUUCGCAACUUAUCUUCGUUUCCCUGUGCUCACCUGAGAUGCUUCUAGACUCUGCGUCCUUAGCCAUGUUGCAACUUUCCACUUUGCCUUCGGCUGAAGAACUAAUGCAUGCAGCUGCAAGCAGAACAUUCUCUCUUGGCUCUCUACGGGGCCCCCUGGCAACCACUGGAAAACCGGAAAGCCCUCAUAGGAAGAUUCUUCCGGGAGAUUUUGGGAGCCUUCUCAAGCAUAAGAAGGGGAGCGCGUAUUUGAAAGCUGAGCUGCUGCUGAACUAUUACAUUUUCUGUUUUGACUACGAGCAACAUCAGACACGGAGGCUCUUGGUUGCAGCAAGCACCAGAGGCGAAGGCCCGCCGCAGCAGGUGCCUGAUGAUGCAGCUGUCGGAGAAUCCUUAAAACUGUUCUUAGAGGAGGCGAUUGAAGAGACUUUGCAGCCUUUGUCCAACUCCAUGGGUGCCGCACCACUCCCGCCGUAUACGGCCGAGCCGUCUUACCGUGUUGAUCUCUGCUCGGCUCGCUGGGGCGUUUUUGCUGUCGCUGAGAUGGUUGGUUUGGUGAACUUGGACAGAGUUCAUGCGCUGGCGGCUAAUGGGCUUAAGGCUACUUUAGCACGCGCAAUUUUGCUUGGAAUGAAGCAGAGCUAUCUUCAGGCUGGAACGGAUUCACAGAAAGACGCCGAGAUGGGGAGUCUUACACAGGUGUGCAGCCUGAUGCUCGGGAACAGCAUGCGACACCAAGACACUUGGGGGGAAAUGUUGCAACGUCUUGGGACUCUUCUGUACAGCCAGGUCAUCGGGACACUGUCACAGACAUCUUUUGAAAGUAUCCAUGUUGGGCAUUUCUCAACAUCAGAAGACGCUCACGCGGUUUUGAGGAGCCUUCUACCUCGGGCUUUGUCAGCGUCCCCAUUCCUGUCCCUGAAGGGGCCGAACCAGUCACUUUUCGCAUUUAUUUUUAGGUGUUUUCUGGAGGCCUGUCAGGCUUGGAAGCUCCAUGUGUUGCCCCCGCCCCAAAGAGAGCCGCAGCAGCAUAAACAAGAGACUGAUGCUGUGUCUGAGAUCCUUGCUGCCCACAUAUCCUCUGCGAAAGCUUCCCUUUUGAGUGCCCUUAGGCCAUUAGUGCAGGUGCCCCUGGAUGACAUUCAAGACUCUGGCGCCGCAAGCUCUCCUGCGAAAAGGGCACGCCCGAGGGACGACGAUGGGGAGCAAGGGGACAUUUUGCAUGACAGGCCGGAUGAGCUACUGUCUCUGCAAUGCUUGUUAUUUGUUUGCCAGUGCGGACGCGAAGCCUUUUCUGCUUUACUGUGCUCCCCUUCCAGAGAGGUUUUAAGAAAACAGGGGCAGGGAGAUGGAGGGGGCUUUUUCGGCCUUCCCUAUGCAGGGCUGCAGCGUUGGAUGCAUCUCGUGGCUGCCUUCGUGGCGUUUCUUGAGAAUCACACGUCUCCUAAUGCGUUAGUAUUGAUCCCAUCACUCUCUUCACCUCUUGACUACCCGGCAGUGCUCACCGCGCUUGAACACCACGUGUUCCCUCUCUUGGGGGCUGCUGGUGCUUCUCCAGUUACUGAGGUGGAGGUCGCGGUGAAAGAAAAAGACGGCUUGAGCUGCAGCUGCAUUGCUGUGAUGCUGUUAUACCUGAUUGCAAGAAUGCACGUUCUGCCGUACUUUCGGGUCAGUUCUUCGGCCUUCCCAUCAUUUCUUUCUCCAGUAGCGGACACUUCUGCUUUUCUUUCUUCAUAUGCUGGUUCUGCGCUUGCACAAACUAAGGCGCCGUACACAGGUCCCACACUUAGUCAUUGGAUGCUGCGCCUCUUUAUUGAGGCUCUUCAAGAUUGCCUCCCGGAGGCGGCUCUUUUUGAAGGACCCCCACCUCUUCUAUCUCCAUCGGAGCUCAUUUCUUGCGGAACGCUGCAUCCUUCAUCUCUCGCCGAGGCAGAUUUGGUUGAUCCCGUGUGCAGGUUAACCGCUAGUCUCGCACUGGAGUUCCCUGCUUGCACAUGCAUAGGAAGGAACACUCUUCCCGCUUCCCGGGUCUCUUGGAGUUCAUCCAGUUGGUUACCUUCUGCAGCCCAGGUUCAACACCAAGUGUCCCUUUGGAUUCACAGGGCAGUGACAACGGAGUCGUCCAUGCCUGCAGCGCUCGAGACUGAUAGUGAGAUGCUUCAGCUGUACCUACAAAGCGAACCGCUUGCGGGAGUUGCUGGGGCAGUUUGCUCUCUAAUCAACAAGUUCUUCGAGCGAGACAACAACCCGACCACUGCAUCAUCCCCUACCUUGGAGUGGAGCCCCACUAAUGAUGAUUUGCCAACAGAGUUGCCGUCGGAGAAUAUAGAGAAGAUGGGAGCUGUAGCGGUUCACUCGUGGGCUUUCCAGGGGUGUGUCUCCCCCCCCAGAUUCAAACCAGCAAUGCUCGACGCUAUAUAUUUGUGUAUUGUCCAAAACCCUCUGAACCUCUUGCUGCAGCUGCCAGCCAACCUAAUUAUACGGCUGUUGACGAGCAAUGUGCUGGCACGAAUCCUUUUGAUGCUUCUGAUGAAGCUUGAAGCAUACGCACACAUGGGGCCUCCAACUCUCCCUGGAAGGCCUCCUGAGCCAAUUUCGGCCGAAGAGAUAAUACAGCUUCAGGAGACAGCAGUAUUGCAGGUUGUAAUAGAGGCAUGUUGCUUUGCACAAGAUGAGGGAACAUGGGAGUUGUUAGGGAGGCUUUUGGAUCGGCAAGCAAAUAGAAGGCCGCAGAGCCUCGAAGCUCUAUUUACUUCUGGCUUUCCUCUCGAAGCUGUCGACAAUGUUUGUAAAAACACGAAGGAGGUGCAGAGGCUACUACCCCUGCUCUGUCAAUUACUCCGACAAAACGCCUCUUGUUUCUGGGACAUUAAGACGGGCAGAGACGUGGUUGAUGCAACAAGCAGAAAGGAUUGCGCAAUUACGCUAUCGGCCCCCUCAGUGCAAGGCGAAAUAGUUUCCGACCCAGUGCAUGGAGUGCGUAUCAGGACGAAUCAGACAACGGCGAUUCACCCAGCUUUAGCCCCGUUAAGCCGUGUGGAUCUAUGCCUCUUCUACCUGAAAUGUAUUGUUUGCGUCGCUUGUGACUUGCGAGACAACCGGCCGUUCCCCGGGGACAAACGCGACACCGAUCCUUCAUUUGCAUCCGAAAACGCAAAUGCGGUUUUUCUGGAGGCAGUCAAACAUUCUGAAUUGCACGAAUCGCCCACGUUGAGCGAGUUCGUCGCCGCUGCAGUGCCCGUCAUUUUUCCGUUAUUCUAUACUUUCCCAAAGCUGGCGGCCCUCGUUAGCACCUUCCUAGCCCAUAGGAAGCUCCUGCGUCAUGAUGGCAAUUUGAAAGCUUCCCCUCUACUUGGUUCUCACGGGCCACACGAAUUUGGACCUUGUGUUCCGAAGAAGCGCGCAGAUGAAGUCUUAGAGCAGCUUGAGCACGACCUCAGUCGUGUUAUUGAAUUGGAUUUGUGA